UGGACAUAGGGAUUUAUUGUCAGUGAACUGGGCUCCAGAGGACAGCUAUCUCCGAUAAAACACGCUGUGGACACAAACAGGCCCCCAUACAGUCCCUGUAACGUGGAUGAUUCGACAGCUGUAUUCCCAUUUGCUGAUGGGAAACAGGAAACACAUCCUAUGAGCCAGCAGAACAACCUGGACCAUCUAAAACAUUUCUCCAUGAUAGAGGCAACUGUUAAUCGUCCACGGGCAUUGGUUGGGAUGUAAAGAAGAAAAUAUGCCCCUGGUCAAGAGAAACAUUGAGCCUCAGCACUUGUGCCAUGGUGCAGUGCCUGAUGGGAUUGGUAACGAGCUGGAAUGUGUGACCAACAACACGUUAUCUGCCAUCAUCCGACAGCUAAGUUGUCUGAGUAAGCAUGCAGAAAAUGUUUUUGGGGAGCUUUUUAAUGAGGCCAACACCUUUUAUACUCGUGCAAACUCUCUCCAGGAUCGGAUUGACCGCUUGGCGGUCAAAGUUACCCAGCUGGACUCCAAUGUAGAGGAGGUGUCUCUUCGAGACAUAAACUUGAGGAAGGCCUUCCGAGGCUCAUUGGUCCAGGACCAGCAGGUUUUGUCCAAAGGCAGCACUCCCAGUUUUGUUGCAGAAAUAUAUGAUGGCUGUGACAAGCCUCCCCCUCUUGGGUCCCUCACUGGUUACAGCAGAGAGGACUCCAAUGAUGCAAUGAAAUUCUAUUCGGACCCGUCCUAUUUCUUUGAUCUGUGGAAGGAAAAGAUGCUUCAGGACACCGAGGAAAAAAGAAAAGAAAGGCGGAGACAAAGGGAACAGAAGCGAUGUAUGGAGAGCAGCACACUCCAUCGGGAGGUGAAGAAAGUGAGGAAGGCACGAAACCGCAGAACAGAAUGGAAUAUGAUGGCUUUUGAUAAAGAGCUCCGUCCAGAUCACCACCACCCAAAAACUCUUCGACGAGGAGCAUCAUCAGAGGGCUCGCUGUCUCCAGAUGGCAGGCCUGACCUUCUGGACUAUCCAAUCCCUCCAGUACCUGUUCAUGCUGCUUGUAACUAUGCCAAGUCUUAUGAUUACAUCCCAGGAAACGCACAUCCCUCACCACCUGUGGAGCAUGAAUACCACAGUAUCGAUAUCAAUUACAAGGCAGUAACCUAUGCUGCAGCAGAGCCCCAUGUUGCAGACAGAAUAAACGGCUCUGGACGUCUGGCUACAGACUGCAACUUCAUUCCCCAGCCUCCUCCCAAAGCCCCUCCCAUCCCCUCAGCCCAGACUGCGUUUGGCUUUCCACCAGCUCCGCUGCAUAUUGGAAAUGUUCACAUUGGACCAGGUUACCCAUUCCCGCCCGUACCUCCUCAGGGGCCAUGCACAGCCCCGCCUCCCCCAGGUCCCCCACCUCCACCUUUGCCACCCCCUUCUGUGCCCUCACACCCACAACGCCACAAUGAGAGCUGUAGGGCCGAAACAAAACCAGUUAGAGAUGCCAGAAGUGACCUGCUUUCUGCCAUUCGAAUGGGUAUCCAGCUGAAAAAAGUUCAAGAACAGCAAGAACAGCAAAACAAGGGGGAGCCAGUGGGGAACGACGUGGCCACCAUACUUUCCCGACGAAUUGCAGUUGAAUACAGUGACUCUGAGGAUGACUCUGAGCUUGAGGACAAUGAUUGGUCAGACUGACCUAACAAAAGCCAAAACACCUCAUUGAGUUGUACUUUAAAUGGGAUGAUCUUAAAGAAAGUUAAGUUAAAUUGUGCUUAGCAUUAUUUAGCUCUACCCAGUGUAUACACAGAGCCACUGCUGAAUUGGCAGCUGUACUGACUGUAAAUCUAUUGUAAAUUUGUAUUUCUUAUUUUGCACCAUGAUGAGAAUAUUUAUAUAUUUAGAUGGCAAAACAAGCCAUUUAUAUUUGAUCAAUGUUAAAAUGUGUGUUUAGUCUUUGUUCCUAUAAUAUUUUCCCUUCAUAGCUGUACUGGACCAGCCGAGCUAGUUAGCCAGACUAACUUACAUGGAGUGAAGAUCAGACUCAUGAGGCUCAGACACUCCUGUCUAAAACAGACCAAACAAUCACAGGAGGUGGGAGUUUAUGCUUGCACUAGAGUUACUCAGGGUGCAUGGUGUGAUUUUUAAUGAUGCCCUUUAUUAUAAAAAUAAUAUUAUAAAAUAUAUUAUAUUAUAUUUGCUGCUGGCUAGGUCAAGUGGUAAGCCGCCCAUCCUGCAAACAGGAGGCCUGAGUUCGUAUCCCAGCUGAUAGGAAUUAGCUGCCAGUGUGGGUCAUUAGGUAAGACUCUUCACAAUAAUGCCUGCUUUGGGGAGUGGCGCCCUAGUGGUUUGGGGCAUUGCGCUUGGAGUCCUGAGGUUCUGAGUUCGAUUCCCAUUUCCAAGGACUGCCACAGUGGCUCCCUAAACAAACUCUUCACCCCGGGAGCUGCACAAUGGCAGCCCACUGCUCCCCAAGGGGAUGGGUUAAAUGCAGAGAGGUCAUUUCACUGCUCUGUACUUCGGACUGUGUAAUGAAAAACAUAUUCUGGAUGAGCUGAUUAUAUACUCAGAACUUCAACAACUGCUGUAGCAGCUUUCCUUUUUUUUUUUAUACAUUUUUGGCUCACAUCCAUAGCUAUCUGGUUGGUUCUAACCUAUUUACCCUGAGUGUGUUUUUCCCACCUUUGGAAUCACUCAGGCUAUACUCACUCCUUUCCAGAGGAUUUACUUUAGCCUGACUGACCAAACCAGGCUUACAAGGCAAUGCUUGAACACGUAUUUCACGACCUAUCCAAGACAGUCGUAGUGUAAUCAAUAAAUCAAUGUGCUAUGUAUAAUUCAUUAAUUUUACUUAUGCAUUUUCAAGAUAUAGUCUAUUAUUUCAAUAAAAGCAUGAAUUAAAAGCAUUACAAAAACUUUUUUGACUGAAACAGAAUGUGAGAAAUGAAACAAGACCCUUUUUACAACACUUGUAGCCCUCCCCUCAACGAGGAAAUCAACACAGGUGACAGAGUUGGAGAGCUACCUGCUUUCUAACCUGUGGAUAUAAAUAAUAAACUACAAAACACUACAGAGAAUGGAAAAAAA
Messenger RNA from Cyprinodon tularosa, 3049 nucleotides. Its product is annotated as wiskott-Aldrich syndrome protein family member 3-like. Gene Ontology annotation, biological process: actin cytoskeleton organization; positive regulation of Arp2/3 complex-mediated actin nucleation. Gene Ontology annotation, molecular function: protein kinase A regulatory subunit binding; Arp2/3 complex binding; actin binding. Gene Ontology annotation, cellular component: SCAR complex; cytoskeleton. The record is from RefSeq and is a predicted model, not a curated record. The coding region runs from base 260 to 1660 and encodes 466 amino acids. The transcript has 9 exons. NCBI's taxonomy places the organism in Eukaryota, Metazoa, Chordata, Actinopteri, Cyprinodontiformes, Cyprinodontidae.